Bufo bufo (common toad) is the source of this 5134-nucleotide messenger RNA. RefSeq names its product ArfGAP with GTPase domain, ankyrin repeat and PH domain 2 (gene AGAP2). The record is from RefSeq and is a predicted model, not a curated record. Lineage: Eukaryota; Metazoa; Chordata; Amphibia; Anura; Bufonidae. Bases 235 to 2661 code for a protein of 808 amino acids. The transcript has 17 exons. Gene Ontology annotation, cellular component: nucleus. Gene Ontology annotation, molecular function: protein binding; GTP binding; GTPase activator activity.
CUUUCCUGUCAGUCCAGGAAGUGCACAUGUGAAGAGAGGAGAUGCAGCGUCUGACAGCGAGAGGAGCAUACUGACAGCACGAAACCCACAAAAAUACUCAAUUCAAUUGUGAAGGAGCUACGGGAAACUUCACUUGAAGAACUCUCGCACGAAAAGACAAAUGGACCGCUUCUCCAAGUGACUUAUUUUCAAAGGUGUUAUUCAUGUGCACACGUAGUGGGAACAUCACAGGGGAUGAGUGGCGAGUUUGGAAGAAGCAGAGAUGGGACACAGGGGAGUUUCAGGACAAGUACUGCGAAGCACCAGAACUCAGUGGCUAUUCGUGGAGAGGUAAAGAGACAUAAUGUGGCCAAAGCCCAGCUCAACAGACUCCAAAAACUGGUGGAAAAUGUGAGUGAUCAGCAACUGAAAGCCAACUUGAUGGUUUCUCUGAACUGCUUACAAGAAUGUGUUAUGAACAGUCAAGAAUGGACUCUUAGUCGCACUACACCUGAAAUACGAGUGGGUGUUGUGGGUAACAUUAAAAGUGGUAAAUCAGCCCUUGUACACCGAUUUGUUACAGGAUCCUACCUGGCAAUAGAAGCACCAGAAAGUGAUCAGUUUAAGAAGGAGAUUAGUGUGGAAGGGCAGAGCUACCUUCUGUUGAUCAGAGAAGAAGCUGGAGCACCAGAUGCCAAGUUUGCUAACUGGGUGGAUGGCGUCAUCUUUGUGUUCAGCCUGGAGAAUGAGGCAAGUUUUCAAGACAUGUUCCAGUACUAUGCUCUUUUGGCAAACUAUCGGAGUGUCUCAGACAUUGCUGUGGCCCUGGUGGGAACUCAAGAUAAAAUUAGCUCCAGCAAUCCAAGGGCUAUAGAAGAUGUGCGAGCCAGAGGUCUGUGUAAUGACAUGAAGCGGUGUAUGUACUAUGAAACCUGCGCCACUUAUGGGUUAAAUGUGGAUCGAGUGUUCAGUGAAGUUGCCCAGAAGGUACUAGCUCUAAAGCGGCAGCAACAGCUACUAUCAUGCAAAUCAUUACCCAGUUCACCAAGUCACUCUGGAGCCUCCCUUCCAUUAUCAGUACAGACCAGUAAUGGAGGACCGGGAAAUGACUACUCAUCCUCCUUACCUUCUACUCCGAAUAUUAGCCACAGAGAGCUUCGUAGUGAAGUGUCAAUUGGAAUCAGCACCCCAGGGUCUCUCCACCGUGGAGCUAAACGUCGCACAAGCCUUUUCCCAAACCGAAGAGGAAGUGACAUGGAGAAGAGAAGCUUUGACAGUCGAGGUGAAGUCAGUGGUAUUGGUCGAUCUUUGCCAAUUAAGCAGAGCUUCUUACUGAAACGUAGUGGCAAUUCUUUGAACAAGGAGUGGAAGAAGAAGUAUGUGACUCUGACCAGCAAUGGCAUGCUGCUCUACCAUCCUAGCAUUAAUGACUAUUUGCAUAGCACUCAUGGGAAGGAGAUGGAUCUGCUGAGAACAACAGUAAAGGUGCCAGGCAAGAGACCACCAAGAGCUAUUUCGGCAUGUGGCCCAUCAGCCAGCAUCAAUGGCUUAUUGAAAGACGUGAGCAGCCCACCGGUAAUAGAUGCACCCAGUACCAAGCCUCCAACGACAAAGAGCAGUUCUACUGGAGAUGUGAUUUCUAGUCCAUCUAGCAACAAGGAGCCCCCACCCUCUCCAAUGAGUGACAAAAAGAAGAAUAGGAAGAAGAAGAACAUAACUCCAUCAAAGACAGAGGGCUCAGCAGGCCAAGCAGAUGAAGAGAACUUUGAGUUUAUCAUUGUAUCUAGUACUGGUCAAACAUGGCACUUUGAGACCAGCAGCUUUGAAGAAAGGGAUUCUUGGGUUCAUGCUAUAGAGAGCCAGAUUCUUGCAAGUCUUCAGUGCUGCGAAAGCAGUAAGAAUAAGGCCCGCAUGGAUAGCCAAAGUGAAGCUGUAGCUAUUCAAGCUAUCCGGAAUUCUAAAGGGAAUAACUUCUGUGUAGACUGCAAUGCUCCAAAUCCCACCUGGGCUAGUUUAAACCUGGGAGCCCUGAUCUGCAUCGAAUGCUCAGGAAUCCAUCGGAACCUUGGUACUCAUCUGUCACGUGUGCGCUCCCUGGAUCUGGAUGAUUGGCCUCUUGAGCUGACACUCGUUCUAACUUCUAUUGGCAAUGAAAUGGCCAAUAGCAUCUGGGAGAUGACAACUCGGGGUCGAACUAAACCAAACCCUGACUCCUCAAGGGAGGAGAGAGAGUCAUGGAUAAGAGCAAAGUACGAGCAGCGGUUGUUUUUAGCUCCAUUAAAAAGCCCUGGUAUCCCAUUGGUGAAGCAGCUCUUCAAAGCAGUUCAAGACAAAAACCUUGCCAGUGUCUUACUUCUCCUUGCCCAUAGCAACAAGGAGCAGAUCAACAGUGCCACAGGAGACAGAGAAAGGCGUACCACUCUUCAUUUGAGCUGUGAGCUACCACAUGUGGUCAUCACACAACUGCUUGUCUGGUAUGGCAUUGACGUAAAGGCCAAGGACAUUAAUGGUCACACUGCCCUCUUCUAUGCUAGAAGAGCUGGAAGUCAAGAGUGUGUGGACAUCCUUCUCCAACAUGGGUGCCCCAAUGAGCCAACAAGUUCUAUGAGUACCCCUAUCCUUAGGAGAAAAAGCAGUUGUACCAGCAUUAUAAGAACUGAUUCCCGGACUGCCCUUGUAUAGCCAGCCAUAUCAUUCACUGGCAUAAGAAAGCUGGCAUUAGAUCAAUGACUGUUGCCAGUGGAAGCUUGUCUGGUUGUUCUUCCAUGCUAAUGUGUAAUUUGUCAUACAAAAAAAAAAAGCAAGAGUCCAAUGUAUAUACUGAUGGUGUAUGUAUAUUUUGAAAGAUGCAUUUGGAUUAAUGCCAGCCAUCUCAAUGAUAUUUCCCCAUUGUAAUGUUUUCAGCUUACCCCCCUCCACCCUUGUUGCUGUGAUCCAGCAUAGCAGUAUUCAAUGCCUUAAUUCUUUCAGAACUGAAAGAACAGUAAAACUGAACAGUCCCCUUUCUUCAAUGUUUACAGCAGGCAAUCCUAGCUAAACAUAUGCGCAAUGCACCAGUGUAACAGCCAGAUUCAGUGGUCAAGGUGGGCAUUUUUAUACAUCGUAGAUUACUGCUAUCUCUAAGAAUGUAUGAAUAGGUGCGGAGGAGAAAAAGCAAGGAACAUACUAUCUAAAUUCUUAGGCUCCUAAAGGUUUGCACUUUUAUAGAUGAAACAAAAAGAAAAUUAUGUAAUGUAAUACCGUGUAUCAUAGAUGAAGACCAAACUCAAAAAUAUUCCCACUUCUCCUUGAAGAGACCCAGUUGGUUAUGGAAACUUUUUUGCAGACAAUGCUCCAUGGGAGAGAAGAUUGCAGAUUAGCUCAUGUAAGUCAAACCAGAGACUUCUUCAAACUGAGGAGUGUCUUCAUUUUCGAGGACUCUGUGGUUUGCAUAUCCUAAACUAGUUUUCAGAAGAAAAUGAUUUAGGCCGACUCUGAUGGUCACAAUAGUAAUGGAAUCAUGAUCAUACAAUAAGACAUAAUUUUCCACCCCACACGACUCCACAUAUUUUGUAGCCAUCCGCUAGAUAAUUACCGAAAAUGCACUUGUGAAUAUAUCAUUUUAUUCCCUAUGUGCCAUGAUAUAAAGACUCUACAAAUACUUUAUGUGAAGGACGUUUAUUUUGCCAUGGAUUUCAUAUAAAUUCUUGAGUAAAAAACAAUGUGUGCCUCCUAAUAAAAUCAGAGGCAAAAAAAGGUACAGUCAGAGGUGUAACUUGAAGCUAUUGAGCCACAAUACAAAAUCUGCAACAAGACCCCCCACCUGCCAUGUGCCAUUUAUAACACUUGGGAUCCUUCGGCACGAGGGUGUGAAAUCAACUGCUACGGUACUUCUGCACCCCCAUAUAGAUACAUCACUGGGUACAGUUAGGAUCCAUAGCAGGCCAGGGGUACCCCAUUAUAGACUGUAUUACAUGCAUCCCUAAUAUGACAAUGUGCUUUGGCUUUAUACAAUGAAAUUAUGGAUUAUGUCAGUAAACAGUAACUAAACUUUUAAUCAAGUAUUUUUAAAAUGUCCCAAAUGCCCUAAAAAUAAAUUGCCAGGAUUAUCUGGGAGGAGCGGCUCCUGCCUGUGCCUGCUUUACUAAGCUAAGAGCUGACAUGCAGGACAUUUAGCUUUGCGAAGCAGGCACAGGCAGGAGCCCACUACGCUCAGCUAGUCUAUCUUUAGUAAAAAGUCAAAAUCAAUAAAUUAAGUGUAUUAGAAAAUAAUAUUUUUAGGCAAUUUGGAACAUUAAAAAAAAAACUUGCUUAAAAGUUUAGUUACUCUUUAAUGUCCAAUAUUGUACUCCCAUUAAGAACGUCAAAAUUGUAGCAAGUAUCAAUGCCUAAGGUGCUCACAUUAUUUAGACUGAAUUGCACUUCUCUGGUGGUGCAUCAUCUCCAAUGAAGACAAAGGAUUGGAAAUGCUGAAAUUCAACAUUCCUGAUCCUCUUUUCUCACCAACAUCGGUCGAAUAUCUAAUGUACAUUACAUGGUUAGUUGGUCAGUUCCACCUCAAUCGACAUGUUCACCUGACCUUAAUCUACUGUGUAUGGCCACCUUGACAGACUAUAUCAAUUGAAGGCCACAGAAGAAUACUGAAGACAGCAUGUGGUCUGUAGGCCAGAUGUAGACUUCUGCAUGAGCAUACUGUAAAUACCAUGAUGGCUGAACCAUAGUCAUGGUUACAGUAUCCCUUAGAUAGGCAUAGUGUCUGCAAGUUACCAAUAGAGCUGACACCUAUAGUGCCAAAACGUGCAAAAGGCUGACGUGAGAGUGUCAAGGGUCUGUCCCUUUAUUGUGUAGCCCUGCACAUUUGAAAGGUCAUUGAGCAUUGUUAUGUUACGUAUUUAUCCUAGAGACAAGUUCUAACUAAAAAUCUUGGAAGAAAUUAGCAACAAAGGAAUUCUUGACCAAAUUCUACAUUUUUCCAUUUUGGUUUUAUUCAUAGAUUGACACGUUGCUUUCUGGAGCUUCUGUCAAUACAAGUAGUACUGUACAUAUUAGAGGGGUUUGUACAAUUGCCACUGCCACUGCCAGUGCUACUUUCACACUAGCGUUUUGGCUUUCCGUUUGUGAGAUCCGUUCAGGGCUCUCACAAGCGGUCCAAAACUGAUCAGUUUUGCCCUUAUGG